CGAGCAACAUAGCUAACAACUUUUCGUGAAGAUAAAUCAACACUUUCAUCUAAUAGAGUUUCUUGAUGAGCAUUUAACUCCCAUUUAGAGCUAUAAUGGCACUGUUAAAGAAAAAAAAAAAGAAUCUUGUUAUCGUUAUCCAAGUAGACAGAUAUAUUGACUUCUGCUUUUACCAGGAGCAAGCAAUCGAGGGACAGUCCGAGCAGGAAUCUGAACCCAAAACAAACCCUCGACAUGCUCUUAACUGUCCACCAGCUACCAGCAGAAGAUCGAGGCAGAAUUUGACCGAGGAGGAGAAGGAACAACGAAGACUCAGUCGUGUGUUGGCAAACAGAGAGUCUGCUAGACAGACGAUUCGUCGGAGACAGGCCAUGUAUGAAGAAUUGACAAGAAAAGCAGCUGAUCUUGCAUCGGAGAACGAAAGUUUAAAGAAGAAAAAGGAGAUGGCGGCUAAGGAGUACGAUUCUUUGAAGAACCAAAAUGCUAGCUUAAGACUACAGGUAAUCUCGUUUUUUAUCAUUGAAGGAGAUGUAUCAUUGACCUGAACAUAUCAUAGAGUAAAGCAUCUAGUACCCCCGAACUAUGACCGAAUUUUCUACGAGACACUCCAACUUCAAGGGGGUCCUAUUACCCCCGAAUUAAAUUUUAGCGUAUUUUUGACAACCUUUUUAGCUGACGUGG
Messenger RNA from Capsicum annuum, 681 nucleotides. RefSeq names its product transcription factor HBP-1a-like. The record is from RefSeq and is a predicted model, not a curated record. Gene Ontology annotation, cellular component: nucleus. Gene Ontology annotation, biological process: regulation of DNA-templated transcription. Gene Ontology annotation, molecular function: sequence-specific DNA binding; DNA-binding transcription factor activity. Bases 96 to 545 code for a protein of 149 amino acids. Lineage: Eukaryota; Viridiplantae; Streptophyta; Magnoliopsida; Solanales; Solanaceae. The transcript has 4 exons.